AUGGACAUGUCAAUGGCCUCGUCGAGCACGGCCAUGUCCAUGAGCACCACGGCUACCGCCGCGGCCGCCGGCCAGACAAUGGGCGGCAUGGAUCACGGCGGCAUGGACAUGGGCGGCGGCAUGGGCAUGGGCGGCAGCGGAGGCCGACAGUGCAAGAUUGAUAUGCUCUUCAACGUCAACACCAUUGGCAGCUGCUUCUUCACCGACAAGUUCUACAUUGAGACUAACGGCCAGUUCGCCGGCGCCUGCAUCCUCGCCCUCGUCCUCGUCGUCGCCCUCGAGGCCCUGCGCCGCGCCACCCGCGAGUUUGACCGCUUCAUCACCAGCCAGCACGUCGCCCGGUACCGCGCCAGCAGCAGCGGCGCCGCCGCGGCCGCCGCCGCUCGCAAGGACAGCUCCGAAGGCGUGGUCGCACCCUGCGCCCCGAUUCCGCCCUUCCGCCCGAGCCUGCUGCAGCAGGCCAUUCGCGCCUCCCUGCACAUGCUUCAAUUUGGAACCGCCUACAUUGUGAUGCUGUUUGCCAUGUACUACAAUGGCUACAUUCUGCUCUGUAUUGUUCUCGGCGCUUUCAUUGGCUUCAUGGCGUUCAACUGGGAGCCUAUCGCUGUUUCGGAUGAGCCCAACGGCACCAAGGAGUCCACCGUCUGCUGCGGUUGA
Akanthomyces muscarius is the source of this 657-nucleotide messenger RNA. RefSeq lists its product as uncharacterized. The transcript is spliced from 4 exons. The record is from RefSeq and is a predicted model, not a curated record. Gene Ontology annotation, molecular function: copper ion transmembrane transporter activity. Gene Ontology annotation, biological process: copper ion transmembrane transport. Gene Ontology annotation, cellular component: membrane. The coding region runs from base 1 to 657 and encodes 218 amino acids. NCBI's taxonomy places the organism in Eukaryota, Fungi, Ascomycota, Sordariomycetes, Hypocreales, Cordycipitaceae.